Argiope bruennichi is the source of this 2326-nucleotide messenger RNA. RefSeq names its product programmed cell death protein 7-like. The coding region runs from base 430 to 2184 and encodes 584 amino acids. The record is from RefSeq and is a predicted model, not a curated record. The transcript has 9 exons. NCBI's taxonomy places the organism in Eukaryota, Metazoa, Arthropoda, Arachnida, Araneae, Araneidae.
UACAAUCAAAACAAAAACAAUUACACUAUUUGAAUUUACAAAAAUUGUAAUAUUAUGAAAGUGAAUUAUUUUGCUUUGAAUUACAUGAGAAGUUGAAUGUAUACUGUGAGAGACAUCGAAUAGACUAUCUGGCUGAAAUGUAUUGGAAUCGCUGAAGAAUUUAUAUCUAUGAAAAACAUUUUUUUAAAAAAAGAAAACAGUAUGAAACUCCGUAGAAACAAUGAAAAAUACUACUUAUAUUUUUAUCAAAAGAAAAUAAGCGAAGAAUUAAUAUAAUAAAUAUUGAAUAUUUUUUGUUAGUUUAAUUGAAAUUAAAAUGGCCCAAAUUUUCAAAAAUUUUCGCUUAAUAUUACGUAGUUUGCAAUUUUACAUCUGCCAAGAAAUUGAUUUGGCGUUUGGGUAAAUGAAAUUAUUGGCAGCAAAAAUCAAAUGGAGCCAAUGAAAUGCAAUUCAAAUAACUAUCUUCGUAAGGAAAUAGCUGAUGAUAACUUCAUGGAAGUGGGAUAUCCCCCCAAUCAAGUCACUAAAAAUGAGAAUCUACAUUCUCAGUUUCCGCCCCAGUAUUCAGGUGUACAUUUUAAUUCUAUGUCUGGACAUUAUCCAAGGCAAAUGAAUGCAUCUAUAUCUGAAAACUAUCCAUGUGUGCCCCAAGCUCCUGGUUCUUCUAAACCACCAAUAGGUAGUAAUAACCAACUCUCUGGUGUAUCUUCUAAUCAUCUACCUAAAGAUGGUAACAUGCCUUUUCAAAAUUCCAGUCAGCAUUUUCAACCAUAUGUGCCUACUCUUAUACCCCCUGUGUCUUCAUCGUCACCAUUACAAACACCAGUGAGCUCAACUGAAAAUAACCAGAGACCUUUAUUCAGUAUGCCUCCACCUGUGAUACCUGCUAGAAAUAUGGAUCCAAUGCAGUUUGGGCAGUUUCAUUUUCCACCACCUCCUAUUCCUCCACCUGCUCCUUAUUUUCCUCAUGGAUAUGUCAAAAAUGCAUCUUCCUUUCAUAAUAAUCAUUCACAGCAGUAUUUUAAUAACACUCCUGUGCAAACAGUUUUUCCCAGUGCUUCUAAUAUGGCUUCAUUACAAUCUUCAAAUUUCUUAUCUUCUACAAUGUCUCAAAUUAUUUCCAAUAUGCAGUCUACUAGCACAGUACCUGAAAAUAAUACAGUCAUUUCUGAGAAGGAAAAUUUAUUGAACAGUUUUCUCCAGAAAUUUAAUUUUAAAGAAAAACAUGAAGCAAAAAGUGAUAUCACUGUUGCAGAAUUUUGUUCUGGUUUAAAGAAAUGUUACUCUUUAGUCAGUUGGUUGCAAAGUAGGCGAGCACGUUUGGUUUCACUUCUUGAUUCAAACCAAGAAGAAUGGGAAAUGGAAUUGAAACAUGUCAAAGAACUGCAGGACAAACUAUCAGAAGCAUGUUCUGUGCUUUCAUUUCCAAAUAAUCUGGCUACUGUUCAAAAGAAGCUGAAAGCAAUAAAAAGGAAAAGGGCUCUUAAAAAGAAAUCAAGAGCAAUAGUCUUAGAACAGAGAGCUAAGAAAGAACAAGAAAGGGAAAAGCUACACCAAGAAAUUGACAAGUGGCUUGAUAAUUUAAAAGAGAAAAAUGAGAAAAUGAAAAGGGAAAUAGAGAUGAAAAAAGAAGCUGAUAAUAUCCUGUCAGAAGUACGAAGAAAAAUUCAUGAAGCUAAGAAAACCAUUGAAAAGUUAAAAGUGUUUGAGAAACUGAGAUCUUCCAGACAAACCAAUUCUGUGCAGAAAGGACUUUAUCCACAUCCAGAGCAUUCAGCAAAAUUUGAGGCAAAAAUAUCUCAGAUGCGUGAAAUAAUGCUCGCCCAGUUGUCCAACUAUGAGCAAGAGGAGAAAGCCCUCCAGGUGAUGUUAGAGACAGAGCAAGAAGAUAGGCGGGAAGAGGAGGCGCUCUGGAGGAAACGGAAGUUGAUGACUUUUCAACAGAAGAAGCAAAAGACCAUCCUAGAAAGUCUUUUUGGACAUUUUGAGGAGCCGGGUCCAGAUGAUCCUCUGUUUCUCUUUUAUCAAUAUCAGAAUUCAGGAAACAUGAGUAUUGAUAAUCUUAUUCAAAUAAGGCAUCAUUGGGAUGUCUAUUUGUCUGAAGAAGGUGAAUCCAUUCCACUCCAGUGGGUAGUUCCUGUCCCUCCUAGUAGUUCCUCAUGGGAUGAAUAUUGUACAAGUUGAAGAUUGUGGCAAUUCACUUUCUAAUUAAGAAAUCUGCUUUUCAUGUAUUAUCUUCUAGAUAAAAUUUUGAUUUCUUUUCAAUUCUAAAAUUUCCAUCAGUGUUCAUUUGAGUAUGCAAAAGAGUGUUUGCUUAUAUAAAAUU